AUGUCGCCACCCUUGCCGCAUGCAGGCUACGAUGGUUUGAACGAGACGAGUGACGCUCAGCAGUGGGGCGACAUACAUGAGAAGUUCGACGGUGACAGGCUCGACAUCGAUGGUCAUCCCGUUAUGCAAAAGUGGGAGGCGCCGUACAUGCACGCCCUCGCGGAGAUAGCUACCUCUAACGGCGGCAGAGUCCUCGAGCUUGGUUUUGGGCUCGGACUGUCGGCAAGUGCUGUACAGAAGCAUGACAUCGAUGAGCAUAUCAUCAUAGAAGCCAAUAAGGAUGUAUUCAAGCGGUUAGAGGCAUUCGCAUCGAAGGCCCCACAUAAAGUAACACCUAUGCUGGGCCUCGCCCGUGAGGUUGUUGCGACGCUACCUGACAACAGUAUCGACGGCAUCCUCUACGACACUUAUCCCCAUGAUAAAGAUGAGCAACAUACACAUCAAUUCAAGUUCAUUAAGGAGGCCUACAGAGUGCUCAAACCCGGAGGAGUUCUCACCUACUGCAAUCUGACGUCUAUUGGUAGUUUCAUCGUAGGUGAGUACGAAUCUUGGCAAGAGCUCUGGGAGAAGACACAGCUACCACAUGUUCGUGCAUGUGGAUUCAACGAUGCCGGUAUCAAGCCCAUUCGCAUCUUCCCUGUCACUCCCGAUCAAGGAUGCGAGUACUAUGAGCAUAGUGAGGCGCUGAUCCCCGUCCUCUACAAGUAA
Molecule: messenger RNA, 708 nt
Organism: Perkinsus marinus ATCC 50983
Lineage: Eukaryota; Perkinsozoa; Perkinsida; Perkinsidae
Product: Guanidinoacetate N-methyltransferase, putative
Exons: 6
Coding region: 1-708 (235 amino acids)
Biological process (GO): creatine biosynthetic process
Cellular component (GO): nucleus; cytoplasm
Molecular function (GO): guanidinoacetate N-methyltransferase activity
Source: RefSeq, a predicted model, not a curated record